UCGUAAAAUGAAACGUUAGCUGUCAAAACGGUAGCGAUGCGAUUUUCAAUGACACUCGUGCGAUACAAAAUAUUUUUUUUAUAUUAAUCCAAUACAUUUUUUACCACAAAAUAAUACAUCAUUGUAAAGCCGACGAAGUUACAAAUGAGUAACUUCAAAACACUGCGCUUAAAUGACGACGAACUAACAUCACCAUCCUCUGAUGAGAAGAUGGACACAGGAUCAGAAUCCUUCCGAUCUCAGGAUACUCCCAACUCAGUCCUAUCAUCAGACUUCGAGGGAGACCAUCCAGAACCGAACGGGGUCUUAAGACUUCAGAACCCAGAAAUCCAUCGCUUAACAGAAUCUGAUAAAUUUAAUGAUAGUCUCAUCACUAAGAUGUCUAAUUUGCACUUAGAUUCACCUAGACCUAAGAAUCUAGGAAUUAGUCCCCCCAAAUUCAGUUCAACUUUAACUCUAACCACGAAUCACCCCCUAAUGAGUCCGGAUGAGAAUUAUCCGGAUCUGAUCCCCAAAAAAGUUCCGAAAAUCGAUGAGGAGAAAGAUUUAAGCCUAUCGAGUAUUGAAGAUGAGAGGGCUAAUGAGAAUAAUGGCUUCUACAGUCCACAAAGGAAUACGUCGAAAAACAAUUUGUAUUUUACGGAUCCUUUUGUGACGGCUGACAGUCAAGAUUUUACUGGUUUGGAUCUCACAGUGCCCCCUGAUGUGGCGAGGGUCGAUAAGAUGGAACGGAGGAAGAUUGUGCCGAAGUUAAGAGAUGGGACGCCUCAGAAGGUGGAUGCUAUGUUGAAGUUUAUCGAUGAGAAGACUAAGCAGAGUACUCCCAAGUCUUUACCAGUUGAUAUCACUGUCAAUGAGGAGUUUCAUUCGGUCGCCGAGUGGUGCGAAUCUCCGUCCCAUCUCAGGUCGAUGCCCAACUUCGAGCUGCCGAUCGAGAUGUCCAGCAGUAUAGGAAUUCAUAACGAUCUAGACUCCCCAGAUGUAAUAUCAGCAUCGACACAGGAGGAUAGGUCAGCGUACCAGGCGCUCCUAGACCCUUACACCGGCAGCGUCGCCUUGCGUCAUACUCCGGCACCGCACCGCAGUCCAGGAACGCAACGGAGGAAGAUACAAUUGCCCCCAGAAGAAGACAGAUGUAGCCUGGACAGCGUCAGCGCGUGCUCCAUGGAGUCUGAAGACGAACCAGCAGACCCUCAGGAGUUGGGAACGGCGCCGGUCAACCAACACCUGGUACUAAGUGAUGAUGAGGGCAGUAAAAUGUCAAAAUCGACAAACACGCUAUCAGAAGGCAGUGACCCCAUCCCGGAGUACUCCGCGGCGGAGGAGCUGAGCAACGAGCGCGCCUGGAUCACUGUGCCCAGACCUGGGGGACAUGUCACUUGUGAUAUGAAGGUCAUUGAACCGUACAAGCGUGUGAUAUCCCACGGCGGCUACGACGGAGGUGGAGCAGCGCUCAUAGUGUUCAGCGCGUGCCAUCUACCGGACUGUGCGAGACCGGAUUAUACUUAUUGUAUGGAUAAUCUGUUCCUUUAUGUGAUCUGGACACUAGAACGCCUGGUGACAGACGACUACGUGCUGGUCUACCUCCACGGCAGCGCCGGCAGGAGACGACUGCCCACCUUCCACUGGCUACACGAGUGCUAUAAACUUAUUGAUCGAAGAUUACGUAAAAGCCUGAAACAUCUUUAUCUAGUACAUCCCACGUUUUGGCUGAAAUCUUUUGUCAUAUUGACGAAGCCUUUUGUGAGUUCCAAAUUCUUCCGCAAGCUAUCUUACGUCCGAAGUCUAGCGGAAUUGAUGCAGAAGGUCCCAGUGGAACCGAAUGCAAUCCCCGAGCUUGUAAAACAAUACGACGCUACUCGACGGUAGGUGGCGCUACUGUAGAAUUUCAGAGUUUGUGCGAGUUUGUUUUAUGUAAACGCUAUCGACAUAUUUAUAACGUUCGGCGCUUUGAUUGGCUAUUCCAAACUUAACUAACCAAUCAUAGGGUUAAACGCAAUUUCGCUAGCGUGAAAUAUGUUAAACGGUUUUAAUUAGCUGUAUUCUACCAAUCAAACGCUUUUUGAUAUCCAUAAUAGAGGUUGUUGUGGAAACAAUUUGAUUAUAUUGUAUGGCCAUCAAAAUUAAGAGUGUGUACCAAAUAUCAGACCGAUGUUUCGUCAGGAAGGGGGUGAAAUUACAAUUACUAAAGACACAAAAAGACAAAAGGGACAAGCUAAAUAAAACCGUUUGACAAAAUAACUCGCUAGAACACAAAUAACGCUACUCGACAACAGAUGGCGUUUAGCAUCGAGUCCAGUGUUCAGUAGACAAGUUAUGAUAGCUUUUUGUAAGUACAAUGUUAUUUUGGGUGAUGUGAUUGUGUUGGUAACGGUACUUUACGUUACUGUAAUUGGCAUUUUUGCGAGAAGAGUAUAACCUGGGUGUCUUCAAGGCCCGAGUGAAUAGGUUGCUUAUGUGACGACGUGCUCCAUCAUAGACCGCAUGAUCGCUUACCACCAGGCGAGAUAGUGGGCAAACGUCAACCCAUCCAAUAUUAAAAAAAUAUGUGUGAUUAGAGUUGAUUUUCAUCAAUUCUUUUGUAUUUUUUCGGCGUCUGGAAAUGUCCCGUAUGUGAGACGACAGACUCGCUUUUUAUUCCUUUAUAAAAAGUGUCAAAAAUUUGGGACGAAUGCAAGAAGACCUAUGAUUAUCUAUUUAAAAAUUGCUAACAAUCUUAGCUCACAACACAGAUAAUAAUAUGUUUUAAAAUUGGCUCGUUAUAGUAACUCAAAUUCACUCAGUUUACAGCGUAAAAUGCCUAAAUAUAGUAUUUCACUGUUUCCCAAUAUCACUAAAAUCGUGUUAGUUAUUACAGCUUAAAGUACUUGCUACUAAAUACUGGACUCGUGUUAUUGAAUAUGAAUUCAUUUAGGUGAAGGCAGUGAUUUAUAUUAUCAUUACAUUACAUAAACGUGUAAUUUUUAUCAAAUAUAUCAUAAAAAUCACUAUCUUUACAACUGUAUUAUGUAUAAAUGAAAAUAAUAUCAAAAUAUUUAUCUUCGUCACUUAAUUUAUUUAUACCAAACAUUAUUAUAUAUUUACUCAAUUACAAUUACAGAAUUUCUUUAUUUAAAGACUCCGUUUCACUCCGAAAUUGAUCGAUGCACUCCGAAAAUUGGGUCAGAUAAUUUAUUUUGGUAUGAAUAAAUCAAUUGGUGAUUGUACAAAAAUUACAAUAAUUAAAUGAAAACAAUAAUU
Spodoptera litura is the source of this 3240-nucleotide messenger RNA. RefSeq lists its product as uncharacterized. Gene Ontology annotation, molecular function: GTPase activator activity. NCBI's taxonomy places the organism in Eukaryota, Metazoa, Arthropoda, Insecta, Lepidoptera, Noctuidae. Gene Ontology annotation, cellular component: cytoplasm. Gene Ontology annotation, biological process: small GTPase-mediated signal transduction. The record is from RefSeq and is a predicted model, not a curated record.